Molecule: messenger RNA, 2507 nt
Organism: Vitis vinifera (wine grape)
Lineage: Eukaryota; Viridiplantae; Streptophyta; Magnoliopsida; Vitales; Vitaceae
Exons: 2
Coding region: 495-1997 (500 amino acids)
Source: RefSeq, a predicted model, not a curated record
UUUAGUCUUUUACACAACCACGCUUCUCUCUCUCCGCCCCUUCCGUUAUCUUCUCACACCUUUUCUGAUUCUAUCCAUUCCUCUUUGGACAGCCGUUGCCGUCACUUAACGGCCACCUCCAACGAUUUCGUCAAAUCAGACGGAAUCCGUCACCCUCUCUUUCCACACCCCUUCAAUCCGUCUCUCCCUAUUGGAGAGGAGGAUUGCUUGUGAAGAUCUUUCUUCUUUGUGGAUACCAAGCUGUUUCUCAAAAGGUUUUUAGAGUAUUAGUUCGUUGUUCUUGUUUGGGAUUUUCCGGAAUUUUCCGCUUCUUGCUUUCUAGUUCAAUAAUUGUAGUAUUCUGUGUGUUGUUGAUUUUGGAGUUGAAGUGGUUUUGAGUAUGGCUGUAAUUCAAUAAGUGUAGGGUUAUUUGGAAGGGAAUUCAUUUUGAGUAUGGGUGCGUUGGUGUGAGGUGCUUUUGUUGGUAUAGCGGAAAACUUAUAUAAAGGGAAAAUAUGGGAGAAGAUCUCCUCACGAGCUUGUCAAUGGAAAAUCACCAUCCAUCAACGCUAUUAUCCAUGGAUUCAAGUUCAAUUACUCAUGAAGAAUUGGAAAUGAAUAGGCAGAUGAUCCUUUCUAGGCCUCCUGAUAUUAAUUUGCCCCUGUCUUCAGAGCGUAGUCCUCCGUCACAAUCAUGGAAUACAGACUCUUUUGACAUGCUAGAUGUUGGCCUUGGACCUCAGGUGAAUGAGCCUGAUACCCUACUGAAUCAUACUAAGGUUGGGCGUAAAUGUACCAAGAGAUUGGAUAGUGUGUGGGGUGCUUGGUUUUUCUUUAAUUACUAUUUCAAACCUGUUUUCAAUGAGAAAUCAAAGAGUAAGGUUGUCCGGGAUGGUAGUGGGAUUUCUAGUUUUGACAAGUCUCAUCUGCAGCUUGAGGUUUUCUUGGUGCAGCAUGAUAUGGAGAACAUGUACAUGUGGGUUUUUAAGGGAAAGCCUGAGAAUGCGUUGGGUAAGAUGCAGUUGAGGAGUUAUAUGAAUGGUCAUUCUCGCCAAGGAGAGCGUCCAUUUCCCUUUAGUGCAGAUAAGGGUUUUGUUCGAUCUCAUAGAAUGCAGCGGAAACACUAUAGGGGUCUCUCCAAUCCUCAGUGUGUGCAUGGGAUCGAGGUUGUUUCAUCACCCAACCUCAUGGACCUCAAUGGAGAGGAACAAAAGAGGUGGGUAGAACUCACUGGUAGGGAGCUGGAUUUCUCAGUCCCUCCUGAAGCAAGUGAGUUUUGUUCGUGGAGAAACCUUCCGAGCACAGAAUUUGAGCUUGAGAGAGCCCUUCCUUCUUUAAAGAACAACCCUCAUCCCCAGCCAAAGAAAUUGCUCAAUGGUUCUGGUUUGAAUUUGUCAACUAGACUAUCAAACCAUGUAAAUGGUGGUGGAAUAGAUCUCGUCACCAUUUGCAACAAGCGGAAAAAGGAUUUUUUCCCACAUGGGAAUGAUGAGGAUUGUUAUUUGCUCAUUAAUCAGCAUUCUAAUAGGGUUCAAGAUACAGACAUCCACUCGAUUGAGCUGCCAUGGUUGAACAAGUUUAGUGGCGUAAUGAGGAAUGUAUCUGGGCCUGUUACAGCAGCAAAAACUAUUUAUGAGGAUGAAGAAGGAUACUUGAUCAUCAUUAGUUUGCCCUUUGCUGAUCUUAAAAGGGUGAAAGUUACUUGGUGGAACACACUCACUCAUGGUGUGGUUAAGAUAUCAUCUGUAAGCACGUCAUGUAUGCCCAUCAUCAAGAGAAACGAUAGAACAUUCAAGCUCACUGAUCCAAUGCCUGAGCACUGUCCACCAGGGGAAUUCAUUAGGGAAAUCCCACUAGCUACUCGAAUACCAGAUGAUGCCAAGCUAGAAGCAUAUGGUGAUGAAACAGGUACAGUUCUUGAAAUACUGGUCCCGAAACACCGUGUAGGGCCAGAAGAACAUGAGGUUCGUGUUUGCCUUCGCCCUCACCUUGGCGGGAAUGAGCUUUUGUUGUCUUGAAUGAGACAUUAGUUGGAGAAAUGCAAGGGCAGCUGUCAGUGAUCAAUCUUCUGUUGCUUACUGUUUAUUAAAGAAAAAAACUUAGAAAACAAAAUUCACAUUUUUAAAUACCACAUUUCUUCUCCAAUUUUAGACUCAAAAACUGAUUGUUUUGGUGUUUUCUUACACUUGGAUGGCUUUAGUCUGGGACUGCUUCCAAGCUUCUAGGUUGAAGUUAAGGUUAAUGGUAAGGAUUCUGCUCACUCAUUGCUCAUAUGCUUAAUGCCAUUGAGUUUUGGAAUCAAAUUGAUGACACAUUUUCAUUUUUCUGUUAUUCUAGAUUUUUGGAGACCUUGGCUAUAUUGUUGCUGACCGAUUUUACUGCCUUUAUUAGGCAUUAGCAUUGUGAUAGAUGAUUAUUUGUGAACCUAAGAAGGGGAAAGAAUUGUACUAGUCUCUUUCUUGUUGUAGUAGUGGCAUUGGAUGUAAUUGCUCCAUCCUCAAGUAUGAAAUAAACAAGUGUUUUUACUA